AUGAUUAUGUUCCGUUCACUAUCAGUGACACCUGUUUGGAAGGCUGGUUUAAGCUUAUCACAUCGUUCGAUUCCUAUUAACUCCAGAUUAUCAUCGGUGAGGAAUUAUAUCUCAAUCGGAUGUGCUAAUAAAACGGGCAGCAGGCUUCUUCGUUCCGCAGGGGUAUCAAGUCAGUACAAAGAUUUCAGGAGGUUUAACAGUUCCAGUAAUGGUAAUGGUACCGACAAGAAUGCUUCUGUUGCACCGAAAACUGAGGUCAAGAAGAUUGUUCCCCCAAAACCAUCAACUAAUGGUAAAUCAAAGACUCCGACCAUUUCGGAAUUGCGUAUUAUGAAAGAUCUAUUUAAGUAUAUCUGGCCCAGCGGUGAUAACAAGGUCAAAAUUAGAGUGUUAAUUGCAUUGGCGCUAUUGAUAGGUGCCAAGUUGUUGAAUGUUCAAGUUCCUUUUUUCUUCAAACAGACCAUCGAUUCGAUGAAUAUUGAAUGGGGUCCAGAUGUGGCUACUGUGCUCCCAGUUGCGAUAACAAUGACUAUUCUCUCGUACGGUGCUGCUAGAUUCGGUGCUGUUAUGUUUGGUGAGUUGAGGAACGCAGUUUUCGCUAAGGUGGCCCAAAACGCUAUCAGGAAAGUCUCAUUACAAACGUUCCAACAUUUAAUGAAGUUAGAUCUGGGAUGGCAUCUAAGUAGACAAACUGGUGGGUUGACUCGUGCCAUGGAUAGAGGUACCAAGGGUAUCUCAUAUGUUCUCAGUGCUAUGGUUUUCCAUAUGAUUCCAAUCACGUUUGAAAUAUCCGUGGUUUGUGGUAUCUUGACGUACCAGUUCGGUUCCUCGUUCGCUGCAAUGACUUUCGUCACAAUGUUACUAUACUCGUUCUUUACUUUCAAGACUACUGCAUGGAGAACCGAGUUCAGAAGAAGUGCCAACCGUGCUGAUAACAAGGCUGCGUCAGUGGCAUUGGAUUCGUUGAUCAAUUUCGAAGCCGUGAAAUAUUUCAACAAUGAGGAGUACUUGGCUAACAAAUACCACCAGUCUCUUUCCAAAUACCGUGAUUCACAAAUCAAAGUGGCACAAUCUCUAGCGUUUUUAAACGCAGGUCAGAAUUUUAUUUUUACUUCAGCAUUGACAGCGAUGAUGUACAUGGGUGCUUCAGGUGUCAUGGAGGGAGCACUUACAGUUGGUGACUUGGUUUUGAUCAAUCAACUAGUUUUCCAAUUAUCAGUACCGCUAAAUUUCUUGGGUUCUGUGUACAGAGAAUUGAAACAAUCAUUAAUUGAUAUGGAAUCACUUUUCAAAUUGCAGAAGAAUCCAAUCUUGAUCAAGAAUACAGAGAGACCUUUAAUGUUACCUGAGCACUUACCUUGUGAGAUUAAAUUCGAAAACGUCACGUUUGGAUAUCAACCAGAUAGAAAUAUCUUGAAAAACGCAACGUUUACCAUAGCGCCUGGUAAAAAGACUGCCAUCGUGGGACCCAGUGGUUCCGGUAAGUCUACCAUACUAAGGCUAGUGUUCAGAUUCUACGACCCGCAACAGGGGAGGAUCCUUUUAGAUGGGAAAGAUAUUCGUGAAUUGGAUCUUGACGAAUUAAGAAGAAUCGUUGGUGUUGUUCCACAGGAUACCCCAUUGUUCAAUGAUACCAUUUGGGAGAACGUGAAAUUUGGAAGAAUCAACGCUACUGACAACGAGAUCGUGACUGCAAUCGAAAAAGCCCAACUCUCUGACUUGAUUCACAAGCUACCGAAGGGAACAGAGACCAUUGUCGGUGAAAGAGGUUUGAUGAUCAGUGGUGGUGAGAAACAAAGGCUUGCCAUUGCCCGUGUUUUAUUAAAGGAUACCCCAAUAAUGUUCUUCGAUGAAGCUACAAGCGCACUAGAUACUCAUACGGAGCAAUCGCUACUGAAGACAAUUAAAGAGAACUUCUCUGAUGUCGCCAAAACAAGUGUCUACAUCGCACAUAGACUACGGACAAUCGCUGACGCCGAUAAAAUCAUCGUCUUGGAAAACGGUGCAGUAAGAGAAGAAGGUACCCAUAACGCUCUUCUCGCCAAUCCAAACUCCCUGUACAGCGAACUAUGGAACAUACAAGAGAACCUAGACAUGCUAGAGGACGAACUCGAAGAUGAACUCAAAUUAGAGAAGGAACCGAGAACUUCUAAGAAGGAUUAA
This is a messenger RNA of Kluyveromyces lactis, 2163 nucleotides long. RefSeq names its product ATP-binding cassette Fe/S cluster precursor transporter ATM1 (gene ATM1). The transcript has a single exon. NCBI's taxonomy places the organism in Eukaryota, Fungi, Ascomycota, Saccharomycetes, Saccharomycetales, Saccharomycetaceae. Gene Ontology annotation, biological process: transmembrane transport; intracellular iron ion homeostasis. The record is from RefSeq and is a predicted model, not a curated record. The coding region runs from base 1 to 2163 and encodes 720 amino acids. Gene Ontology annotation, molecular function: ABC-type transporter activity; ATP binding; ATP hydrolysis activity. Gene Ontology annotation, cellular component: mitochondrial inner membrane.